AUGAUUCCUCGAAGAAUACAUCGCAUUUUGAAUGUGAUUUUGGCGUGCUGCGUGGUAAGUUUUUUUUUGAAAUGUUGAAUUUCUCUCUUCUAUUCCCUUCUCAUUCUAAAAAUCAAUUUUCAGUUUGGUUUCCUGGUGAUAUUCAUCAAAAUCCCUUCGGCCGUUGAAAAACACGCGGAUGACACAGCACCUGUGCUAACAGAAAAAGAAUGGCAAGUUAUAAACCAAGAAACUUCGAAAAAUACCAAGAUACCAUAUGAAUCACCGGCCAACUCGACAAUAGCAAAUUGGAAAUUCAAAUCUCCAGAUAGAAGUGGCUCGAUAAGUGGAGCUGAUAUUGUGGAGAAUCUAAAAUUGUUGAACGAAAAUUUCGAUGUGUUGAAUAUCGAUAAAUUUGGAGGACUGGAGAAUGUUGAGCGAGUUUUAGUUGUUCAGGUAUUUAGAACUAUAGUUAUUUCCGUUUUUUGAAAUUUUCUGUCAAGCAGAAAGAGAAUGUUGCUCAUAAAAAAUGCAAGAGCUUGACGACAAAUGAGCCAAUAAAAAAUGUCCUUUUAGACAAAUAUGAACGUUGGUUUUUUUCUAGGUUCACAAUCGUCCGAAUUAUCUGGAAGUGAUAAUCGAUUCAAUGCGAAAAACUGUUGGCAUCGAAAAAACGCUUCUCGUAUUUUCGCACGAUAUAAAUGUGGCGCCAAUCAACGAAAUGAUACGAAACAUCACAUUUGCACGAGUCUAUCAAAUUUUCUAUCCCUACAACAAUCAACUGUUCCCCGAUGUUUUUCCCGGGAAUAAUCCGAGGGAUUGCAAGGAGAAGAUGAGUGAAGCGGCGGCUGAAGAAGCUGGUUGUGACAAUUGGAAACAACACGAUAAAUAUGGAAAUUACCGGCUCGUUCAAUUGACACAAAUCAAACAUCAUUGGUGGUGGAAGAUGAAUUUUGUGAUUGAUGGAAUUGUUGAGAAAUUCAAAAUGCCUAAUCCGUGGAUUUUAUUGCUUGAAGAAGAUCACAUGUUAUCCCCAGACGCGUUGCAUGUUCUAGAUUUGAUUGUUGAUAACAAAGUGACGUGAGUUCUGCAGCAAAUCAACAAAAAUGCAAUUAAAAUUUUGCAGAUAUUGCCCAACUUGCGAAAUCAUAACACUUGGAAUUUACCUGAAAACCAAUAGUAAAUACGGGAAAGAUAUCGCUAAUCUUGGAGUUCAUCCGUGGUAUGCUAGCAAGCAUAAUAUGGGUUGGGCGUUGCAAAAAGACACUUGGAAUAAGAUUAAAGGAUGUGCAUCGGUGAGUGUUUGGUGCUUGGAACGUCUAAGAAAUCUAUGAAAUUAUUUUCAAAAAUGACCUUUUGCCACGUCAUAGACUGUUUUUUCAAAGUCUCCAAAAUUAAUUUAAAAUUCCAAGCUAUUGUCUUCUUAUUUUUUAGCCGAUUUUCAAAAAAUCUCUAUUUUUGCCCAAAAUAAAACACGGAUGUUGUGUUUUUUUUGUUCAAAAAUUGUUUUGUGCUCCCUGAAAACACCUUGCUCAUGACUAAUUCCCAAACCUUGCCUACGCUCUCGCCACUUUUCCAAAACACAAUUUUGCUCUUUUUCAGAUGUUUUGCAAUUGGGAUGACUACAAUUGGGAUUGGUCAGUGCUUCAAGUCACCGCGAAAUGUUUACCCGCGAGAUUUAAAACAAUUUUCGCGAAAAGUCCACGUGUAUUUCAUAUUGGUGAUUGUGGUGUUCACACGCAUCGGUGAGCUUUUUUUCUAUAGAUUUUUUUUUCUGUCAACAUAUUUUUUUUUUGUUUCAGAUGCGAAGUUCAUCGUGCACUUGAAGCAACAAUUCAACUAUUCGAACAAAACAAGAAUGAAUUAUUCCCCAAGGCAAUGACGGUUACAGAUGUAGGCUUUUUUUUGUUUAGAUGUUCUUUUUUUCGUCUCGAAUUUCUAGCCAUAGUUCAUUGAAACAAAACUUGCAGGUCUCUAGGAGAUCAUUGAAACCGCCGAAAGAAAACGGUGGCUGGGGAGAUCAGCGAGAUCGUGAUCUUUGUAUGCUGAAUGUCUCGCCGUUGUCCAAAAUUGCCGCGUCAAAUUAUUCAACCGUUCUAAUGCCAUUGCUCAACUCAAAAGUUCGACUAGAUUCAGACGACGGGUUAUGA
This is a messenger RNA of Caenorhabditis angaria, 2129 nucleotides long. The record is from the annotation of a GenBank genome assembly. Lineage: Eukaryota; Metazoa; Nematoda; Chromadorea; Rhabditida; Rhabditidae.